This is a messenger RNA of Pectinophora gossypiella (pink bollworm), 946 nucleotides long. RefSeq names its product ribosome-recycling factor, mitochondrial (gene mRRF1). Bases 88 to 846 code for a protein of 252 amino acids. Gene Ontology annotation, molecular function: ribosomal large subunit binding. The record is from RefSeq and is a predicted model, not a curated record. NCBI's taxonomy places the organism in Eukaryota, Metazoa, Arthropoda, Insecta, Lepidoptera, Gelechiidae. Gene Ontology annotation, biological process: translation. Gene Ontology annotation, cellular component: mitochondrion. The transcript has a single exon.
UUUUGAGGUUAUAAUAUUCCUGACAGAGAUUCCCUGUACUACCAAAAUAAUUUUGUACUCAAAUGCAAGUAGUCCUGAAUAAUAAAAAUGGGAACAAGAAUAUUACAGCGUUUAAUACUGCCUACAUUAGUGAAUUCAUUGAGGAUUCAACCUGUCAACUUCGUACGAAAUGAAAGAAUAAUUUGCCUAAAUACAAACUUUACAACUGUUCGAAACUAUGCAAAGAGCAAAGACAAAGGAAAGGAUAAGAAAGGUAAGGGCGCCAAAGUCGUUAUCAACACAGCGAUGAUGUCCGAGAUAGUACCCGUUGAAAAACUUAAAGAAAGAUGCAGAGCUGCUAUAGAAAACAUGAAGGAGGACUUUGCAAAAAACCUGUCUCUUCGAUCUACGACGGGCUCCCUAGAAUCUCUACCCGUAAAGUUUGAAGGCAAAGAGUACGAAUUACAAGAACUGGCACAGAUCGUACGAAAAAACCCUAAAACAAUGGUCAUAAACUUUGCUUCUUUCCCACAGGCUAUCCCUGAUGCUUUGAAAGCUAUAGCCCAUUCUGGAAUGAACUUAAAUCCCCAACAAGAUGGCACAACAUUGUUUGUUCCUGUGCCUAAAGUCACAAAAGAGCAUAGGGAAGCUUUAGCGAAGAAUGCCAAAGCAUUAUACAUCAAAUGUAGAGAUGCAAUGAAAGAUGUACAAAAUGAUUAUAUUAAAAAAGCUAAAAAACAUACUGGUGUUUCAGAAGAUCUGAUCUUUGAUGUCACUAAACAGAUACAGGCGAUGUGUGACGAGUUUCAGACUGAAGCUAAGAAUAUCUAUGAAGCCAAACAUAAUGAGCUGGUUGGAGCAAAGUAGUCAAUCCCUGCCAGUAUAAUGCAUUUAAUUUUAUCAUUUUUAGUUAGAUCUUAGAUAAAAUAAAUAUUUUGUGUUAAAUAAAUACUACAAGCAGUUAAAA